AAUUUUCGCCAAACAUAUUGCGUAGUUAUCGCGCAAGUCGGUAGUUUACGUAGAAUUAACCUCAAAUUUCUCAGUCAAAACGCAUCGUUUCUCACUAUACUUAAAAUCUUGUUGAAACGUUUGUGAUACAAAAAGCAUGAUGAUCCACAAAUUUAUUUCUGGCAUAUUUCAAUCCUUGCCGAAAGCAGGAACUUCGAGCCAACUUUGUUCGAUGUUUAAUGCAACACCUGGAUUAUGGAACUCAUGGAGUAUGACAUUUGUCAGAAAUAGAAUGAGAUAUCACUUUCCACAUCCCAAUGAACGUAUGCGUAUCAAGAAACAUGGAUGGUACGCUAGAAUGGCAACUCCAGGUGGUAGAAGAAUUCUUAUGAGAAGAAUUUUAAAGGGCAAACAUGUCUUGAGUCAUUAGUAAUAAAUAUAUCAUCAAUUUAACAAAUAUGAUACAUGAAAAUGUAUAUGGAAAAAAUAAAUGCCACUAGUUGACUCAAU
Molecule: messenger RNA, 489 nt
Organism: Dinoponera quadriceps
Lineage: Eukaryota; Metazoa; Arthropoda; Insecta; Hymenoptera; Formicidae
Gene: mRpL34
Product: 39S ribosomal protein L34, mitochondrial
Exons: 2
Coding region: 137-409 (90 amino acids)
Biological process (GO): translation
Cellular component (GO): mitochondrial large ribosomal subunit; ribosome
Molecular function (GO): structural constituent of ribosome
Source: RefSeq, a predicted model, not a curated record